Mucor mucedo is the source of this 3170-nucleotide messenger RNA. RefSeq lists its product as uncharacterized. Bases 57 to 3023 code for a protein of 988 amino acids. The record is from RefSeq and is a predicted model, not a curated record. Lineage: Eukaryota; Fungi; Mucoromycota; Mucoromycetes; Mucorales; Mucoraceae. The transcript is spliced from 5 exons.
UUUCUCUCUUCUUUCUUUCUUUAUCUAUUUUUAUAAUCUUAAACUUAUUGUGAAAUAUGAACCGUAACAAUCAAACAGCAACCCAUUCAUCCAUUGGCUCUUAUUCCUCGUCCUCCGUCAACCGUGUUCGUGUCGGUUCUACUGAAGAUAUUAGUGCUUCCACCCCUGUUGAAAAUCUUAGUUCCAGCGUAUCCCAUCAUGCCGUGCGUGAGCGCCAAGAGUAUGACUCUGAUUCUGAUUACCAACCUGAUCCCAAUGACUCGGAUGCUAGUGAAGUUGAAGAAGAUGAAGUCGCCCGUGCCUUGGAAGGUUAUGAAUCUGAAGGUUCCGAAACAGAAGUUUUUGACGGCGAUCUUUUGAACAAUGAAGAUGAUCUCGAUAACGAUGAUGACAUUGUUGCCAACCAUGGUUCUUCAGUCGAAAUUAGUGAGGAAAAUGAAGUAACCAUGCCAUUUGCCGAAUUCGUUGAAAAGUGUGCCGCGGCUACCUCCAUGACUGAAAGACUGGAUUUAAUGUUCAACGGACAAAUUACUACCAUUGACAACGUUCAAAAAAAAAUUAUUGUCGAUUUGGAGACUGAUUGUGAUAGUCCUACCCUUUGCGAAGUAAACAUCGAUGCUUUUAUUUCUUACCCGUUGAAGGAGUUGCCAAUCAUGCCUAAAACUCGUUGGAAGCUGUCUUUGAGCCCCAAUUGGAAGCAUGCUUUGACUCGUCUGGACUUCGGGCACUUCACGUUUCGUGGUGAGAGGGACUAUGUUAAAAAUUACCCGCAUACUUUGCUUUUGGAGGCCUUUUCGGAAGCAUGCAUGAAUAUUCAUGUGCUCUUCCCGAACAUGAAAAAAAUGAAGCUUGGUGUAAGCAAUGCCAGAAGAAUGUUGGGUUCCGCCGCUCAAAAAACGUUUACCGACCGACUUCUGGUUCCCGCUAUUCGACGUGUCUUGAUUUGUUCUCGUGCGAAUCGAUCUGGUGGAUCUUAUGGCGAAGCCAUUGGUACUGGAUUUCACAUGACGGUGCCGAAAUUUUUGCUUGGUUCGGAGCUUAAGCUUUUAGUCCAGUCUAUGCGUGACAUUGCCAAGGAGAGUGCGGAUUUGGCACCAUAUCGUCAUUUUGUUUUUGUGGUUUCUUCUUUCGGGUUUAAAAGCCCAAUUUAUGGUCCGGAUUACACGUCCAUCCUUGAUACCAUGGUCGACUGGUCCCAACUUGACCCUCAAAGAUGCCUUGUAGACAUUGGCUUGAAUCUGUUUGCCGAAUCCGAGGAUGGCCGACCAUUGGUAUCGUUUGUCAAAGACGAAAAGGUCCAAGCUAUGGGAAAACGUUUUGGAGGUCCAACCAUAAAGACCGAUUUUUAUGGAAUGUCUUUGGGUUCUUUUGGUGGCUUCUCCGGGAAAGGUCGUUCCGGUAAUGUUUUUACGCCUUCGAAAGUAAUGGUGUAUAAUGACAUCAAGUAUCCGUUUACGAUGUCAAAUCCCGGUGUAAACGGAAAGGUGUCCGGUCCAUGGAUACCCGAGGAAAUGAGAAAUACCUUUCGUCAUCAUGAGGGUCAUCAUUUAAAGAACAUGAGAUGGUAUAAUGCCCGUGUUUCCGAAUACCAAGGCCACCAGUUUACUACUCGUUUGGAGGUUCGUGUCCCGGCGAUCUCAGCUACUACGGCUUACGUCGACGUCUUGGUCGCAAAGUUGAAGUCUUCUCUUGCUGAUGAGGCCUUCAUCCAUAUAGAUUCGGGAAUUUACCUCCAGUACGUUGGUCUCAUGGCAAAUCUUAUAAGUGACUUGGCAGAAAAAUGUCUUGGUUCCGUUUUGUUGCAGUCGUUCUCCGGGUUGUAUCUCUCCGCGUACAUGCUAAAUAACUUGAUCCAUUCUGAUCAAUCUUUAACCGAUUCUUCAAAGUUCGUAUCAGCAAGCAGAUGUCGUAAAAACAGGUUGUGUUUUUUGCCUGGUGCGUUUGCUGUCGAUGGCGACAGAGUCAUGUUUGGGCACACAUUCGAUUCUACUAGUAUUAAACAGGCAUUUCCCGGUGCAGUGAUUUUUGAUUCCACCGAACAAUACAUGUCCAGUCGAUUCCAGGACGGUUACGUAAGAGGUACCAACGUGCCGGAAGCUUUUUAUGAUUUGUUCAACAAUACCGAGACAACCUUAGAAGGAUUACUUUCGACAAGCUCCAAUGCUUUUCCUCUUGCUCCCAUCACUUGUCCUACUCUUCACGCGUAUUCCGAAUUGAUCUCUGACUUUGUGAUGCCAAUCGAAAAAGCUUUUGAUCAUUGUCCUCUAUUUUUGUAUGAUAUUUCCAAUAUUGCAACCGUCAGAAAUGUUUAUAAUGUCAAUCAAGGUCUAAUGCAGUACGGUUUUGGGACGAAGUUUGCCGCCUAUUUUUUGGAGCAAUUCUGGGCCGAAUAUAUAACUUUUUUGAAGGAUGGUGAUUGCUAUCUUGACGUACUUGGUUUCUCCAAUGUUCCAUCCAAGGCUUUUCUUUCCAAGGUUGAUGCUAAGCGAGUGGCUGAACCAAUGUGUAUUACCGAGAGAAUGUAUUUUCUUCUACCAUUGCCGGAUAGGGACAGCUGUAGACCUGCGGACAUUAAGAAGGAACUGACUGCGUACAUGGAUGGCAAAGGUAUAGACGUAAACUGGAAGUCUUUUGGAACCAGGGCCUGGUAUCUGGAAUUAUUUGCCAACCCAUUUAUCGGUUACGACGUCCUAUCAAAUUUUCAUUCCUUGUUAAUGGUUGGGUGUCUUCUUGCUUGUAAAUAUCUGCCCACCUCAACAAAAUCUAGAUUAUAUAGAAGACAAGAAGGUGUUCUUUCGGUUCGUAAGGCAUCCCGAUUUGAUGUAGCAUUUGAGGAAUUAAACAUGACUGUAUUUAACUUCCUUUGCAAAUAUUCCGUCGAUAACCAAUCCGUCUGUGAAUUACUUGAUUCCAACCCCCUUCCUCCCAUCAGUGCCAAUGUCAGAGUGGUAAAUGAGGAAUCGAAUGCCUCCGUUGCAGCGCCUAAGCGUUAUACCCCGAUUAAGCGUCGUCGCAAUUGGUAAAUGACAAAAUUAUACAGGUCUAAGCUACUUUUUUAUUUAUCACUUUUUUUAAAUUUAAAUUCUUCUAUGCAUUUUUUAAUUUUAUGCCCUUAAUCAUUUUUUAUGCCCUUUUAUUAUGCCUUAUAUUAAAAUAUUUUUUCCUAUGAA